GGUUGAACGUUUACGUGUAGCUAGCGGUGCACACUGUGUGAGCGUUUCCGAACAAAAGCCUGAAGACGAACAAAUCAAUAGCAGCAAUCGGCAUUUUAAAACGAAACAAUUGAUUAUCAAAUUGUAGCAGGCCCAGUAAACAUUUGGCUGGUAGUCCUAUCAUCUCCCCAUUGGCGUCGUUCACAGGUACAAGCCACAGAUAAAGGCCCAGAAGUGACCCUUCUCUCCAGCUAAGAUGGGAGGAGCUGUGAGCGCUGGGGAGGAUAAUGACGAGUUGAUUGACAACCUGAAGGAGGCACACUACAUCCGUUCGGACCUGGUGGAGCGGGCCUUCAGGGCCAUCGACCGGGCCGACUACUACCUGGAGGAGUACCGUGACAGCGCCUACAAGGACCUGGCCUGGAGGCACGGCAACAUCCACCUCUCAGCACCCUGCAUCUACUCUGAGGUGAUGGAGGCCCUGGACCUGCACCCGGGGCUGUCCUUCCUCAACCUGGGCAGUGGGACGGGGUACCUCAGCACUAUGGUGGGACUCAUACUGGGUCCAUUUGGUGUGAACCAUGGGGUGGAGUUAUAUGCUGAUGUGAUUGAGUAUGCCUACCAGAAGCUAGACUACUUCAUCAAAACCAGCGAAAGCUUUGACAAGUUUGAGUUCUGCGAACCUUCCUUUGUGGCGGGGAACUGCCUGGAGAUCCCCUCUGAGUGCAGGCAGUAUGACAGGGUGUAUUGUGGCGGGGUGCAGAGAGACCACAAGGAAUACAUGAUGAACCUGCUGAAGGUGGGGGGUAUUCUGCUACUGCCCCUAGAGGAGAAGCUAACCAAGAUCACGCGUACAGGCCAGAGCAGCUGGGAGACCAAAAAGAUCAUUGCUGUGUCCUUCGCUCCCCUGGUGCUCCCCAAAGAUUACACCAGUAACAUCAAAACAUCAAAGACCGCCCCACUACCCACGUUUGAGGUGCGGACGCUGCAAGAGCUGGCUCGUAUAGCCAUCCGCCACACCCUGAGAGUGACCACGGACAACAGGGGGGGUCAGCAACGAGGCCGGGGCUCUUUUGGAGGAGGCAGGGGCCUGGGGGUCAGUGGGCUCCACAAGUACGGCCCGCGCUUUAAACGUCGGCGCAUUCAUCGGCGCCACUGCAACUCUGUGGUACUGAGCAGUGCCCUCCCUACCUCCGCCCCCCUGGACAACAACAAUAACCGCGGGGGCCAGAAGGAGGAGGAGCAGGGAAGGGCAACCCGGGGAGCGGGAGAGGAGGCUGCGGCGGAGGAGGAGGAGGAAGCAGAGGAGGAAGCAGAGAGGGAGACAGGGGAGCUUCUCCGGGCAGAGCCACCUAUAAACAUCCUGAGAGAGAGGAUUCUCUGCCUGCCCCUCCCGGAGCCUCUGAAGAUGUACCUGCUGUACUACCGGGAGAAAUGACUUCUCCACAGAUAGAACUAACAGCAGAAAACAACCAAGCAACCAGCCUUGGGCAUCUACAACCCCUGAACCCUACCAUUCUUCUAGGCAGGGCAACAGGCCCCCUGUUACUGACUUAGUGACUGGGUCUGUAUGCCUCUUGUCCUCUACAUCAUCCUCUCUCUCUCUCUCUCUCUGUUUUUCUUACUCAAUGCCUUUUCUGUAUGUGUAAGAAGCAUACAUAUUUGACCAGUGUGAUGGUAAGAGUUUCACCCCUGAUAGAACGGCUCCCUGGGAAUCUGAAGCUUAGCUUUCUCAAUGGCACAGAUAUCUUUCUCAAUGGCACAGAUAUCUUUCUCUGACAGCCAAACAGAUCCAUUUUAACUCCGAGAGUUGGGUGGGUGUGAGUUUGUGAUCUAUCAUUCUGUGCUGUGAUUGAGCCCUGGACAUGUCUGUUAUCUUGUUGGAAGACCUCUUAUUGGUCGUUACGUGCAGCCACAGGUUCCAGAACACGUUGGUUCAGGUCUUCAAUAAAGGUAAACCACUGGAUAUUGCUUUAGAGCCUUGUGCUUCAUAAAUGGUAUUAGCGUCCAAGCCGGAGGGGAAAUAGUUUGUAAUUUCAGUCGUGUCCAGAAGCCAGGGAGACUUUGUUUGGCAUAGUGGACAGGGAUUUGAGACCACACAGCUGGGAUUUUCCCUAUUAGACCCCCCCCCGAGGUUCCCAUAACAUCAUAGAUCUGUUCAGGGGAGCUGUUUGUGUGGAGUUGGAACUCUGUAAAUCAACAGAGCUUGCACAAUGAGUAUCAGGUAGGAUUCCACAGUGAGGCCAUUUUGUUUUUGAUAUUGCACAUCGUAACAUCGGUCUGAUCUGGUGUGGCUGAGUGGAGCUGGUGGAGGUGCCUGUUGAAGACGUGUGGGUGUGGAGCUGGUAGAGCUGCCUGUUGAAGACGUGUGGGGCUGCCUGUUGAAGACGUGUGGGGCUGCCUGUUGAAGACGUGUGGGGCUGCCUGUUGAAGACGUGUGGGGCUGCCUGUUGAAGACGUGUGGGGCUGCCUGUUGAAGACGUGUGGGGCUGCCUGUUGAAGACGUGUGGGGCUGCCUGUUGAAGACGUGUGGGGCUGCCUGUUGAAGACGUGUGGGGCUGCCUGUUGAAGACGUGUGGGGCUGCCUGUUGAAGACGUGUGGGGCUGCCUGUUGAAGACGUGUGGGGCUGCCUGUUGAAGACGUGUGGGGCUGCCUGUUGAAGACGUGUGGGGCUGCCUGUUGAAGACGUGUGGGGCUGCCUGUUGAAGACGUGGUUGACCUUUGUAGACUGGCAGUGAAGACUAGGUGUGUUUUUGAGAGUCAACAUUCCAGAGAAUAACUGUAGUCAACACUAUGAUAUGAUGAAGUCCAGAAGACGUUUCAGAUUCAACAUGAUCAUGAGACUAAGGUUGGCAAUGCCUCUUCAAUUAUCACUGAUUCUGCUCAUUUCCAGAUUCAAAAGCACCUACUAGAGAUCAAAUUCUCUUUUUAUGUUUAGUAGAUUUAUUUUCCAAGAGGUCCUAUGAAUAUUGCUUUGCUCGUCCGUGUUGGGACAUUUUUAAUUGUAAAUUCGGGGGGGGUAAUUUUUAAAUUGGAUUCAUAGGUGGAUUUAAAUUGAGUUGAAUUGCAUUAGCUUUGGAAUUUAUUGGAUAAAGGUGAAAUUGACUAACCCUGGCAUGUACGUUUAUCUAAAUAUGUUCAUUUGGUUUACGUCAUAAUCAAUAGUGAAAGGAUCAUGUUUUUCCCCUACAUACGAGUUGUGUUUUCCUAUUGGUCGAAAACAGCAUGAAAUUGUAAAGUUUUUUUUUUUUUUUUUUUUUACUGGUUGAUGCCAAUUAUUUUUGUUGAUGUGUGAAGGGUUGCUUUUCUUUUCUCCUGUCAAAACUAUUUGUUUUGUUAAUAUACAUUUUAAGUGGAGUUUUGUGGUGUUCAUCAACACGUGGGACAUUUUGUGUGUAGUAUUUGGUUUGUAAUGCAACAGGAAAAUUAAAAACGGACAAAUAUUAUUUUUUUAGAUCUUAAUUGCUACAGAUAUUCCUUAAGUUAGACUGGAUGUUUUACUGUUUUGACUCAAACUUUCACCCUUCAGUGCCAAACCUACAGUAUGUCGCAUGAAACUUGCAUUUGUCUUUAAUAGAACAUUUGGAAAGAUAAUGCUUUCUCAUUGAUCAAAUUAUCGAUAAAUCUUUGUAGUGACUUGGCCAGGCAGAUCGCGUUGGUCGUCCGACUGUGUAACAAGUCUUGAGUUUUGUCAUGGUCAUUCUCAAUAUUGUGGUAGAAAGUCUUUCCCAAUCUGCCUUUUAUUCUGUGCUGUAGGUCAAAAGUUAUCAUUUUGUGAAUGUAUGUGUUGUACUUCAGCAGUUUUGUAAGGAUGUUUUGGAAUUUGAGCUGUACUAUUGAAUGCUGUUAAUAAAAUCCUUUAUGCAAAGUU
This is a messenger RNA of Oncorhynchus gorbuscha (pink salmon), 3851 nucleotides long. RefSeq names its product protein-L-isoaspartate O-methyltransferase domain-containing protein 2. Gene Ontology annotation, cellular component: cytoplasm. Gene Ontology annotation, molecular function: protein-L-isoaspartate (D-aspartate) O-methyltransferase activity. Gene Ontology annotation, biological process: protein modification process. The record is from RefSeq and is a predicted model, not a curated record. NCBI's taxonomy places the organism in Eukaryota, Metazoa, Chordata, Actinopteri, Salmoniformes, Salmonidae.